This is a messenger RNA of Acaulospora morrowiae, 363 nucleotides long. Lineage: Eukaryota; Fungi; Glomeromycota; Glomeromycetes; Diversisporales; Acaulosporaceae. The record is from the annotation of a GenBank genome assembly.
AUGGGGAGCGAAUCUGUCGUUUUGCCAGCCUUAGAAGUUCGAAAUGCUGAUAAACUUAUAAUUUAUAGUGGAAACUUGAUGAAACAAGCGAACAUCAAUUCUAUUAUAGCAUCAGACAAAAUAAAGGAUCAUGAACUGAUAAGCUCGCUUGAGGAAGUUCUGUCUGCAAAUCCAUCACAAGUAUUUGACCACACUCAUGGUGUGAUAGAAAUAUCAGAUUCGUCUAAACAUUCACCUAAACCUUCUGACGAAAGAGACGACCACGAAAUUACAGUAAAACUAUUUUAUCUAUCACAAUUGUUCACAUCAUCUUAUAUUACCCAAUCGCUUUAUUAUUUGUUUCGAUUGCUUGGUAUUGAGUCA